Pygocentrus nattereri (red-bellied piranha) is the source of this 2109-nucleotide messenger RNA. RefSeq names its product RIO kinase 1 (yeast) (gene riok1). The transcript is spliced from 17 exons. Gene Ontology annotation, cellular component: cytosol; preribosome, small subunit precursor. Gene Ontology annotation, biological process: maturation of SSU-rRNA. Gene Ontology annotation, molecular function: ATP binding; protein serine/threonine kinase activity. The record is from RefSeq and is a predicted model, not a curated record. The coding region runs from base 151 to 1842 and encodes 563 amino acids. Lineage: Eukaryota; Metazoa; Chordata; Actinopteri; Characiformes; Serrasalmidae.
UUUGCUUUUCCUCCGACUGGUCGCUCUCGGCUCCCGUACCCACGUCGUCGUCAGUGAGGGGAGUACGUUUGUGUUCGGCGGGUCUGUUUUGACCGUAAGAGUCCGAAUUUGUCCUCGUUGUGUUUCCCAGCGUAUUAAUCUCUUUCCAGGAUGGACAGGAGGGGCUGCGCGGUGAUGCCGCAGGUCGUGCCCGGACAGUUUGACGACGCUGAGUCGGGCAGCGACUCAGAAGUGAGUCACAAUACUGGCCAGCCUCCAACACUGGAACCCAAGCUCAGUGGAGUCAAUUUACAGCCCUUGUCCCUUGAACCUGUCCAGCCAGAUGAAGAUGAUGAGGAAGAUGAUGAGGAAGAUGUGGAUGAUGACUGGGACUGGACUGAGUCAGCUGGAGAUUUUACUAAACGCUACACUGCAAUGAGGACUGGAAACAGUCGACAGGCUAAUCGACAGAACUCAAAGUCAGAUAAGAUGAGUGUUCCGUCAGACAAGGCUCUGAUGAAGUUUGAACACAAAAUAAAUCUAGAUAAGCUGAACUAUGCAGAUUCUGUUAUCAACAGAGUCACAGUGAUGCAAAAACAACGAGAAGCCGACAAGUACAGAGUUAAGGAUAAAUCAGAUAGAGCCACCGUGGAACAGGUUUUGGACCCUAGAACUCGCAUGAUUCUCUUCAAAAUGCUGAGCAGAGGAGUCAUUUCAGAGAUCAACGGCUGCAUCAGCACUGGCAAAGAGGCCAAUGUUUACCAUGCUACCACAGCCAAGGGAGAAAGUCGAGCCAUUAAGAUUUACAAGACGUCAAUUCUGCUUUUCAAGGACAGGGAUAAAUAUGUCAGUGGAGAGUUCAGGUUUCGCCACGGCUACUGUAAAGGCAACCCAAGGAAGAUGGUUCGGACGUGGGCGGAGAAGGAGAUGAGGAACUUGAGCAGGCUUAAAGCAGCAGGAAUUCCCAGCCCAGAGCCCAUCAUGCUUCGGAGCCAUGUUCUCGUCAUGGGCUUCAUUGGAAAAGAUGACAUGCCUGCUCCUUUAUUGAAGAAUGCUGCGCUGUCUGAAUCCAAAGCUCGAGAGCUGUAUCUGCAGGUCAUCCAGAACAUGAGGCUAAUGUAUCAGGACGCUCGACUGGUCCAUGCUGACCUCAGCGAGUUUAACAUGCUGUACCAUAAUGGAGACGCAUAUAUUAUAGAUGUUUCCCAGUCUGUGGAACAUGACCACCCUCAUGCUUUGGAGUUUCUACGUAAAGACUGCAGUAAUAUUAAUGACUUCUUCCAGAAACAUAAUGUUGCUGUGAUGACGGUGCGAGAGCUGUUUGAGUUUGUCACAGACCCCUCCAUCACAAGUGACAACAUCAACCAGUACCUAGAGAAGGCAAUGGAGAUAGCUUCCGCAAGAACAGCAGAGGAGAGAACCAACCAAGACAAAGUGGAUGAGGAGGUGUUUAAGAAGGCCUACAUUCCUCGUACGCUUAAUGAAGUGAGUCAUUAUGAACGAGAUGUGGACACCAUGAUGAAGAAGGAGCAGGGGUCGUCUGAGAACGUCCAGAAUGACUGCGUCCUGUACCAGACAGUGAUGGGUUUGAAGAAGGACCUUUCAGGUGUGCAAACGGUUCCCUCCUUGCUGGAAGGCUGUACUGAAGAUGGGAGCUCCAGCAAUGAUGAAGAUGAGGAGGAGGAGGAGGACUCUGAAGCAGAGGACAGAGAAGAAAGGGACCAGGACAAGACUCAACCGCUGGACAAAAAGGAAAGAAAGAAAUUGGCAAAAGAAGCUCAGAGAGAGAAACGAAAAAACAAAGUACCCAAGCAUGUGAAGAAGCGCAAAGAGAAAGUUUCCAAGAUGAAGAAAGGAAGAUGAGGAAAUAGGUGGACACAGCUCUACCACCCAAAAAUGAGGACUGACGAAUGACAGACAGGACACACUCACAAUUUUUAAUGAGGGCACUGAAUCGAUUAGGGAAUCGAUCAGAGUGGCACAAUCAAUGAGAUGAUCAUGCUGGCUGCAUAUGAGGCCUGGACUAAACAGGGGCAAAACCAUAACCCUGCCGAUAGAACCAGCCCCCCUGCCAAACCUACCACGUGUGAGAUUUUCAUUCAUUAAAACGAGCUGAAAUUGGCAAAGGAA